AAACUUUAAAAAAAGUAUUUAUUUGGGAUUGUUUACUCAUAUGGAAAGCUCACUUUACACUGAGGGGGGCAAUAUUAUCAACAGAAUAAUGUAGACUGAUCAUUUGUUGAUAUGGAAGACGUCGGUGCAACUUUCUCUCUCUCUCUCUCUCUCUCUCUCUCUCCCAAACGCCCACGCGCACACGUGCGCGCGCGCGUACAAACACCAUUCCCUCCACCUCCCCCGGAGGGUUCCCUGGGUGGAAGACAUCAUCAGCCGCUCCAGGAGGUUGCAGAAGCCGGCCGCGUCAUCCUGUGGAAUGGGCGGCGCACGGACGGAGGGUGUUUUCCAGCUUUAAAAGCACCGGAGCCGGCUCCUCUGACAAACCGAGCUGCGUCAUCCAACUGUGGAGACUUCUCAGAGAACCUUCACCGCUCAGAAGCGGUCCAAAACUCACCUCAACCCGGUCCAAACGCUGCCGCUCUUCCUCCCCCCUCUCCUCCUUCCCCUCUCCGACACGGUUUACUCCUCUCGCUCGUGCUCAGAAGAAAAGUUCACUCUUCUGUUUUAAAGAUUCCGAAGCGAAUUAUGCCUUACGGCGUGUGAAGUAAAGCAGUGUUGCCGCUCUUGAAUAGUACCGUCGGCGAAGACGUUGGUGCACGUUGAGCGCAGCCGGACGAAAGUUGCGCAUCGCUUGUUGAAUGCAGGAUACCUCCAGCCUGAGCGUCAAAGCCAAGUUCAACUUCGGAGCAGCAGCGCUAGCAGCAGCAGCAGCAGCCGGUCAGGAGCGGGGACUCCAGCGUCUCAAAUCUACCGCCGCCGCCGAUAUGAAGUCUGCAGAGGAAGAUGCAUACAACUACACACCAAACGUCAGUCUUCCAAUUGGCAUGGGCAACCCAUGCCUGUCUACGCAGUACCACACCUUGCAGUCCAGUCCUGUCAUCCCGGUCUCCUCUUGCCACCAGACUGGCUACAGUGUCCAAAAUGACAACCAUGCCGUGUCAAGUUACUACCUGCCUCAAGCCUUGAGACCCAACGGCGCUCCGGCUCUGGAAAGCCCUCGUAUAGAGAUCACCGCCUAUAGCCAAUACCCGGAGGAUGAAGUAGAAGCCAGCGGCAGAGAAGAUCACAUCAUCAAACGAGGCGUCAACUCUAUCGUCACACUGACGCUGCCGAAUGUGGAUGGGUACCGUGACCCCAGCUGUCUAAGCCCCGCGAGCAGCAUAUCCUCUCGCAGCUGUAACUCAGAGGCCUCGUCCUACGAAUCUGGCUUUUACAACUACGACAAUUCCCCGCAGAACUCUCCCUGGCAGUCACCCAGCGUUUCGCCCAGAGGGUCAUCCUCACUUCUGUCUUGUCCACAUGCCAUCGGUCCCGCAGCCUCUCCUCACCAUUCGCCCUCCAACUCCCCUCAAAUAGGCGCGAUGGCAGAGGAGGGAUGGCCAGCGCAGCCACGUGGGUCCCGGCCAAAUUCCCCCUCCUGCAGUGGAGUUGGCGGAGGCAACAGCGGUGGCAUGGGCAAGAGAAAAUACAGUUUCAGCGGCUCCUCUUACCAGCAGACAUCGUGCUCACCCAACCAAUCACCCACCCCUUCUUCACAUGGUUCCCCGAGGGUCAGCGUCACAGAUGAGAACUGGCUUACCAACACCAACCAGUACACCAACCUUGCCAUUGUUGCAGCUAUUAAUGCUCUCACCACAGACGGAAUGGCUGACAUGGCGGAAGGAAUCCCAAUCAAGACACGGAAGACCAUGCUGGACCUCUCACCAUCCAUGAGUCUGAAGGUGGAACCCGGAGGUGAGGACCUGGGUCCAGAAGGGGAGCUUCGACAUGAGGAGUACCCUUCCCGCCUUAGCCUCAAGAAGGAGAAUUACUGUGGAGGGUUUCUGGAUGUACCACAGCAUCCAUACUCAUGGUCUAAACCCAAGCCUUACCUCAGCCCCUCACUGCCGGCUCUUGACUGGCAGCUGCCGUCCUGCUCCGGUCCGUACAACCUGCAGAUUGAGGUGCAGCCAAAGUCCCACCACAGGGCCCAUUAUGAGACGGAGGGAAGCCGAGGAGCCGUGAAGGCGCUGUCUGGGGGACACCCUGUGGUUCAGCUUUACGGCUACAUGGAAAGUGAGCCGCUCACCCUGCAGCUUUUCAUCGGGACCGCAGACGAUCGCCUCCUGCGACCGCAUGCCUUCUACCAGGUCCACCGGAUCACCGGCAAAACCGUCUCCACUGCCAGCCACGAAGUCAUGCAAUCCAACACCAAGAUCCUGGAGAUCCCUCUGCUGCCAGAAAACAACAUGAGAGCCAUAAUUGACUGCGCAGGAAUCCUGAAGCUGCGCAAUUCUGACAUUGAACUGCGCAAAGGGGAGACGGACAUCGGUCGGAAAAACACCCGCGUGCGUUUGGUGUUCCGUGUGCACAUCAACCAGCCCAAUGGCAGGACGGUGUCCCUACAAGUCGCCUCCAACCCCAUUGAAUGCUCUCAGCGCUCAGCUCAGGAGCUUCCCUUGGUGGAGAAACAAAGUGUGGAGAGCUAUCCCGCCACCGGAGGCAAAAUGAUGCUCCUUGGCGGCCUCAACUUCCUCCCCGAGUCCAAGGUGGUGUUCGUGGAGAAGGCACAGGACGGCCAUCAUCUGUGGGAGACAGAAGCCAAGGUUGACAAGGACUCUGUCAAAACUAACACUCUCGUUGUGGAGAUCCCACCCUACAGGAACCAGAGAAUAUCCAGUCCUGUGCAAGUCAACUUUUACGUCUGCAACGGCAAGAGGAAGAGGAGCCAGUACCAGCGCUUCACCUACGUGCCUGCAAACGUACCAAUAAUAAAAACCGAGCCCACUGAUGAGUAUGAUUCUCUUGGGAGUGUUGGGCUGUCUAUGCAUUCAAAGCCCUACUACGGCCAGCCCAGGCUGACGUCCAUCAUGCCUGUUGCUGAACCUGACCCCUGCCUGGUUGGUGGCUACCCUCCUUGCCCGCCCCGCCACGCUGCCAUGCCACCGUCGUCUCCCAGCUCAAGCCCUACCCUGCACGAUCUGUCCCCUGUUGCAUACAACAAAUGCCUCCCCAACAGCCCAACUCAUGCCGCACCACCAGGCACCGUAGCGCCCCCCAUUCAGGAGACCCCUUGCUGUCCAAGCCUUCCGCACCCGACGUCGCCAGAUCACAACUCUUCCCUAGCGGUGCUCCACUCCCAGGGCAGCCCGGGCUCCCUUGGUUAUCACCAUUCCGUCUAUGCCAACAGCAGUUCCUCGUCCUCCCCAGUGUCUCACCCUUCCACUCCUGGCGGUCCAGCGGAGACACCGUUUUUUCAAGCGUACAGCCCCAGCCAGGCAGAGGCUUCAGGCAGCUCAGCCCAGGCUGCAGGAAGUCCGCCCAGCCUGCUAGCUGAAGACGCCACUCCGCCAUCAAUGGACAUUACCAUCAAGCAAGAGCCCCAGGAACUGGAUCAGAUGUAUCUCGAUGAUGUGGCCGCUUGCAGCGCCGAGACUUACCGAGCAGUGGGUGAACAGGUUUACGUUAGGAGAGGGAAUGCACAUAACCGCUGAACUUGAACGAGAUCAUCAGGAACGACCUCUCCAGCAUUUCUGUGCACUCUCAUGCGUAGACGUCCAGAUGUCUUCUGCUGCAGCACAUCUCCGCGCACACACACACACACACACACACACACACACACACACACACACUCCAGCAGCAACAUCAGCUGAGAGAUGACACACAGAAAGAAGAAGAAAAGAAGCUUUGACGAAGAUCUCUUGCCUGGGUGUUUAAACUCAGAAAGCGGCUGCAGACUCAAACCGACAAUCACCGGCAAGCUCUGUUUGAAUAAACAAGGUGAAUGUCGUAUCGAAGAAAAAAAAACAAAAAAACGAAGAAGAGGAAGAAAAAUAAG
Molecule: messenger RNA, 3859 nt
Organism: Poecilia latipinna (sailfin molly)
Lineage: Eukaryota; Metazoa; Chordata; Actinopteri; Cyprinodontiformes; Poeciliidae
Product: nuclear factor of activated T-cells, cytoplasmic 1-like
Exons: 11
Coding region: 681-3515 (944 amino acids)
Biological process (GO): cytokine production; regulation of transcription by RNA polymerase II; calcineurin-NFAT signaling cascade
Cellular component (GO): transcription regulator complex
Molecular function (GO): DNA-binding transcription factor activity, RNA polymerase II-specific; RNA polymerase II cis-regulatory region sequence-specific DNA binding; transcription factor binding
Source: RefSeq, a predicted model, not a curated record